Molecule: messenger RNA, 408 nt
Organism: Staurois parvus
Lineage: Eukaryota; Metazoa; Chordata; Amphibia; Anura; Ranidae
Source: the annotation of a GenBank genome assembly
UGGGGCCCCCGGGCAAUAGGGGAUCAUGGGGCCCCUGUGUCCUUGCCCAAACUCAAAAAAGCCUAUGAAAAAGGUACCAGGGGCAUCUCAUGGGGCCCCCUACUGAUCCCAGGCCCUCGGGCAAUGACCAAGUUUCCAAAUUUCAGCCAGCAGGCUGAUCAGAUACAAAACAAAUGGAUUCCCCCAUCCACACAAACAGGGGUGGACUGACAACUCAUGGGGCCCCCAGACAAUAGGGGGAUCAUGGGGCCCCUGUGUCCUUGCCCAAACUCAUAAAAGCCUAUGAAAAAGGUACCAGGGGUAUCUCAUGGUGCCCCCUACUGACCCCGGGCCCUUGGGCAGUGCCCAAGUUUCCAAAUGGUCAGUCCGCCCCUGUACACAAAUGAGCGCUAUCUGUCUAAAAAAAAA